This is a messenger RNA of Suillus bovinus, 2297 nucleotides long. Its product is annotated as general substrate transporter. Gene Ontology annotation, biological process: transmembrane transport; carbohydrate transport. The record is from RefSeq and is a predicted model, not a curated record. Gene Ontology annotation, molecular function: carbohydrate:proton symporter activity. The transcript is spliced from 18 exons. Gene Ontology annotation, cellular component: membrane. The coding region runs from base 451 to 2067 and encodes 538 amino acids. NCBI's taxonomy places the organism in Eukaryota, Fungi, Basidiomycota, Agaricomycetes, Boletales, Suillaceae.
AUUCGCUGUGAAUUUUAUUAGCUCUUGGCACUGGUCGCCUUUCUGCAGCGCAUAUGCUUAGGCUGGUUAUUCAGAGCACGGAAGUUGAAGCUAAGUCAAGUUGCACACUUUAUUCCAAUGCUUGUACUAUCGCGUAACCAUGAUCAGUUGGCACAAGCGCUGAGUGUCGGGUAAAUGAGGGAAGCCAAGGUCUGUGACGUACCCAGCGCAUUUAUAAUUGAUUGGUGCCCUCGCCACCGUGAUGCCACGUUUCAAGAUCUCACCUCUGUUCUAAAUGUACCAAAUAGCUCACUUCACACAGCAAGGUCCGGAAUACGGUUGAUCUUUUCAACACUGCCCAGGCCAAGUGCGCCCGUGCAUUCAUUUUCCUUAUAAAUGCGGCCCCACCACCUCUUAAUCACUUCACGCCCCCCUUACUACACACCAACUCAAUCGUGUUAGUUCACCUUAAUGACAGUCCCGCAAUGGACGAUCACAGACUUCGCUUAUCCGGAGUCGUGGUGGAAGAAUCGUGCCAUCCUGAUGCUGAACAUAUGUCUGAUAUUACCGCUCUUAUCGUCAACGCUUAAUGGCUUCGAUUCAUCAAUGAUAAAUAAUCUACAGAUCUUACCCGGAUGGCAAGAGUACUUCCAUACGCCGCAGGACAUGAAAUUAGGACUCAUCAACUCUGCACAUAGCAUUGGCAUCCUCAGCGGGACUCCAUUUUCUCCUUACGUGUCUGACCUAUUAGGGCGGCGAGCAGCUAUGUUCAUCGGGGCAGUCGUCAUGCUAGCUGGUGUUCUUACCCAAGCCUUAUCCACCAACAUCCAAGUCUUCCUUGGCGCUCGUUUGCUUAUCGGAUUUGGGAUGGCUUUCUCCAUCAAUGCUGCUCCCUUACUCAUCAGCGAACUUAGCUAUCCAACACAUCGCGGAAAAAUGACCUCUCUGUACAAUUCGUUGUGGUAUUCUGGCAGCGCCAUCUCGGCUUGGAUCUGCCUGGGCACUUAUGAUGUUGCGGGGACGUCACCGUGGUCAUGGAAGGCCCCUUCAUUAGUUCAAGCAUUUAUUCCUAUCAUUCAGAUGGUGCUAAUAUGGUUCAUCCCAGAGAGUCCUCGGUUUCUAAUGGCGAGAGGGUUGGAAUCACAAGCUGCACGAGUCCUCGCUCAGCGCCAUGCGAAUGGGGGGGACGAACGCAACGCUCUAGUAGCUUUCGAGCUGGCUCAAAUCCGACAUGCUUUGAACGUCGAACGAGAGUUCGCCUCUGGUAAAUCCUACCUAAGGUGCUUCUCGACUCCCGGCAACAGACAGCGCAUGUUUACCAUUAUAUGGAUCGCAGUAUUCUCGCAGUGGAGCGGUAAUGGUCUGGUGUCCUAUUAUAUCAACACAGUCUUGGAGAGGGUCGGAAUCACCCAGACAAGAACGAAAGCAGCUAUUAACGGCGGUCUGCAGAUUUUCAAUCUAGUCAGUGCGCUGGUGGGCAUGAUGGUGGUGGACAAACUAGGGAGGAGGAAGAUAUUCUUGAUUUCAAACAUUGGCAUGCUGACAGCCUUCUCUAUGUGGACGGUCGCGACCGCUCUUUUUAGUCAGUCCGGGAAUGUGGUAGCUGCGAAAGCUACUGUGCCGCUAAUUUUUAUAUACUAUUUCUUCUACGACUUUGCGUAUACGUCGAUGCUUGUGUUGUAUACGCUCGAGAUUCUGCCUUAUAAUAUCCGUGCCAAAGGGUUUGCAAUCAUGAAUAUGGCUCUCUAUUCGACCAACGCUUUUAACUCGCUCGUCAAUCCUGUGGCACUGAACACCAUAGGAUGGAAAUAUUACCUCUUUUACUGCGGAUGGCUUAUCUUGGAACUCCUGUUCGUGAUGGUGUAUAUCAUCGAGACGAGAGCUCGCACUCUUGAAGAAACCGCCGCUUUAUUCGACGGGGUUAAAGUCCAACGGGGUAUGUUGGAGCGGACCGGCGAAGCUGCCAUGAAUUUGGCUACGUACCCCAGACUUGAGGACGGUGCCGGAACAGUGCAGAGCUGCAGUUCUGCUUCGCCAUCGCAUUUCGGACCUCCGUCUGAUGAAUCUGCUGUUGCGUUUGCCAGAUAAAUUCACGAUCGCAGUUUAUGAUUAUUGUAUGUAUGUAUGUAUGUAUUAAGCGCUCAAAUGCUGCAGAGUUGUGUGUAAUGUUCGGACUUGGCUGAUUGGGGCGAUCAGACUGAGAAAAGCGGUGGAUUAUUCUUAUCAAGUUUCUAGGCCAUUUUAUCGAUGGUGUACACCUUGGGGAUCAUGAUGGUUAUUCCCUCUCCUUUGCCAAGAGGAAUUACAGGCGCUUGCAG